ACGUGGUCUGGCGGCUCUGGAUGGCGACUAACUGGUUUCGCCAUAUAGCAGCCAGUUUUGUGAUCAACGGCUCGGCAAUCGUCGCCGCCCGUUCGGCUCUCGGCAGUUUCACGAAGUGCUCUCUGGGAAUUGGAGUGCCGGAGAGUUACGUGGGGCUUCCUCUCUGGGGAGCACUGAUCGCGAGCGGUGGAGAGAGCCCAGAGAGGGUGGGGCUACACCAGGCGGAGUUGAUCGAAUUAGUCGUGUCUGGAUAUCUCUGGAUGAGCGAUGUUGAAAAAGGGCUCGCCGAAGUGGUGCGAACACAACUAUUGUUUACCAAGAAUUUCACAUGGAAUAGAAAGGGAAAACAACCGAAAGCGAAUACAUUAGAGCUGACGGAGAUCGUAGGAUCCUAGACCAGAAAAACAACAUCAGAUUUGUGCUUUUGCGAUGCGCAAAAGAGUGAUCGUGGACCCCAAGGAACAGACAGAUGGCGCCAUCUAAGGUCAGACAUUGAACCGUCUCAACUUCUUUUAUCUGAGCUGUUGUUGAACUUGGCGAAAUUCCCGGACCCAUCUACAAUGCAAAUCCGACCAACUGCGCAAUGCCUCGGGAUCGGGGAUUAUGCAAACUAUCGUCGAAAUCUGCGCCAAUUUUGUGCAGAACCAUUGAGUUCAUGGCCAACGCCAUGCCAUAUGCGCAUAUUUAUCGUGGAUCCGAUCCGAUUUUCGGUACAGAUCCAAUGCCCCAUACCAGUCGCCAAUCCCAGCGAGAUGCGUACGUCAGUCUGGGUCUGAGUGACAUACAAACCCCGAGUUCGAGUUGCAUUUCUUCUCCUCCUCCUGCGGCUCAAAUGGCAACUGCGUCAGUGGACGGACAGCAGUCGUCAGUUGUCGCAGGCCUCGUCAUUGUAAUGCAAAGCCAUCAUAUGCUAAUUGCUUGGGAAACUGCCGCGAAAUGCAUUGAACUUUUCGUCUGCAGGCGGCAACGUGGCGUAUGAGUAACAAUAGUUUCCCGGGCACGUGAUCAAACGGCCACGAGCCAUUUCCCAACAAAAACCAUUCUGGCUACAAUUGCUAUUCCGGGGCAGUCAAAGUGAUUAAAACUAAGUCGAGCAACUGGCUGGCCGCACUUUACAAUUAUAGUGAUCGAUAAAAAGCAGGAAAGUCCGUAAUGAACAACGCUGGACAACAAGAAUGAGAACAACAAAAUGAAUAAUAUAUUAUUAAUAAAAUAGUAGACAAACCAUCAAAGGUUUUGGUUAAGUUAUAAUCCUAUGGCUUAGACCAAAUAAAUCGUGAAAAUCCAGUUAAUAGUAUCAAACGUAACUUUCAGCUUAACUUGGCUCUAUCAUAAAUGAAGCAUAACUAAUUGAUCCAAAGUAGAGGAUCAUAAUGCUGGGCACACCAAGGUUACCCUACACCCCUUUGGAAUCCCAACCUAUCGCUACCACUGCAUUGAAUUG
This is a messenger RNA of Drosophila sechellia, 1444 nucleotides long. RefSeq lists its product as uncharacterized. NCBI's taxonomy places the organism in Eukaryota, Metazoa, Arthropoda, Insecta, Diptera, Drosophilidae. The coding region runs from base 21 to 395 and encodes 124 amino acids. The transcript is spliced from 2 exons. The record is from RefSeq and is a predicted model, not a curated record.